CCGCCGUCACCACCACCGAGAUGCUCCUCCCUGGCCUUCUGCUUCUGCUCUGGCUCUCUGCCAGCCUGGCCCACCAUGGUUCCGCACUCUGGGGAGGCCGCCACAUCCACACCCAUGGCGCCCCACGCUGCUACUCAGCCGAGGAGCUGCCCCUGGGCCAGGCUCCCGCACACCUGCUGGCUCGAGCUGCCAAGUGGGAGCAGACGUUGCCAGUAGCCCUGGUGUCCAGCCUGGAGGCAGUGGGCCGUAGGAGGUGGCAGGAGAGGCCCCCAGCUGGGACCCAGUGUCCAGUGCUGCAGGCUGAGGAGGUGCUAGAAGCCGACAUCCACCAGCGCUCCAUCUCUCCCUGGCGAUACCGUGUGGACACGGACGAGAACCGCUACCCACAGAAGCUGGCCGUCGCUGAGUGUCUGUGCAGGGGCUGCAUCAGUGCCAGGACCGGCCGCGAGACAGCGGCGCUCAACUCUGUGCCGCUGCACCAGAGCCUGCUGGUGCUGCGCCGCCAGCCCUGCUCCCUGGACGCAUCCGGGGUGCCCACACCCGGGGCCUUUGCCUUCCACGUGGAGUCCAUCCGAGUGCCCGUCGGCUGCACCUGCGUCCUGCCCAGGGUGGUACGGUGACCACUGGCCUCAGCGGUCCCCGUGCUGUGGGCAGGAAUCACCUCCCAGACUGGACAAUGGGGAUCUCUCUGCAGAGGGCCCCUCCUAUUUAUGUGUAUUUAUUGGCUAUUUAUAUGCCCUGGGUGGCCCUGCUUCUGCUGCCCAGGGUCCCUGGGCGGGUACCAGGGCUCCAAGCCUCUAGUUUGAGGGAAGAACAGUGAAGAUUGGGCACAGGAAGGGCCAAGUGACCCUGCGCUGGUCAGCCCCCUCUCAACAUUGUGACCUUUCCACACAGACAGUGAGCUAGAAGGAACGUUAUUAUUUUUCUACAACCUCUUAAAACAACAGAAAAUGUGUUCUGAUGGCCCCCACCUUGGUGGUCCCUCUGGGAUCCCCCAAGCUCCUUUUUCCC
Eptesicus fuscus (big brown bat) is the source of this 1011-nucleotide messenger RNA. It is a transcript of the gene IL17C, whose product is annotated as interleukin 17C. Gene Ontology annotation, cellular component: extracellular region. The record is from RefSeq and is a predicted model, not a curated record. Gene Ontology annotation, molecular function: cytokine activity. The coding region runs from base 21 to 620 and encodes 199 amino acids. Gene Ontology annotation, biological process: inflammatory response. Lineage: Eukaryota; Metazoa; Chordata; Mammalia; Chiroptera; Vespertilionidae. The transcript has 3 exons.